AUGAAUCAACAUCUUCAAUACGCAAUAAUCAAGCAGGAAGAAACUCCACAACAUGCUUUACCAAAUUUCAGAGAAUUCCUUUCACAAUCCAUGUGUUCUCCAUCAUCUCCUUCUUCUUCAUCUUUACAGAAUUUUAAUAAUCAAGAAUUUUGUCAGGUGAAAUUUGAAGGGCAACAAACACAUCAAGUGGAUAAUCCAAGAUUUGAAGCAAUUUCACAAUCGAGCUCAUCUUUAUCAUGUGAUGGUCAACAUGUUGAUUUACAAAAUGAUAGUUCGAUUCAAGUUUCGUCUCUGAUUCAGAAAAUAGAAGAAAUGGAAAGAAGAAUUUAUGAACAAUCUCAAGUAAUUUCAAAUCUCUUGAAAGAAAAUCAAUCACUGAAAACAAGAAAAAUUGGAAAACCAACUGCAUGUAGAAAAAAACUCACCAACCAAUCAAAACAAAUGACACUUGUCCAAGAAACAUCAUUUAUUGAAAAUUUGGAAUCAGGAGUUGGUGAUUUAAAUCAAUAUUUAGUCAAUUGGAGAGGAAAUCAAUAUGUCAUUAUCAACGUUUUUAAGAAUAGAGAUGAAAUUAUGAAUUAUUAUUGUCCACUCUAUCAAACCACAUUUCCAAAUAAGGAAUUUAAAUUAGUUGUGCAAUGUGAUGAAUAUAAGAAACUAUUCAAAGAGAAUCAGCACAUCAAGACAUCAGAAAAGAAGCAAGCUUGGAGAAUUUCAAUCUUUACAAUCGAUUUUUAUAAUUUUGUUAAGAACCAUAUAAGAGUUUGA
Messenger RNA from Naegleria gruberi, 768 nucleotides. RefSeq lists its product as uncharacterized. NCBI's taxonomy places the organism in Eukaryota, Heterolobosea, Eutetramitea, Acrasida, Naegleriidae. The coding region runs from base 1 to 768 and encodes 255 amino acids. The record is from RefSeq and is a predicted model, not a curated record. The transcript has a single exon.